Molecule: messenger RNA, 3454 nt
Organism: Alosa alosa (allis shad)
Lineage: Eukaryota; Metazoa; Chordata; Actinopteri; Clupeiformes; Clupeidae
Product: coiled-coil domain-containing protein 60-like
Exons: 14
Coding region: 135-2051 (638 amino acids)
Source: RefSeq, a predicted model, not a curated record
GCCGACACGUAGUUCAACAUAGAUGGACAACUGCAUGUGAGCAACUGAAUUCAAUCCUGUUUUCAAUUUGCAACAAUUUCUUUAAAGCUCUGAAUUUGAGAAGUUGCCGUAUUUGCUUGUACUGAUGCGUCAGAAUGGAUGAUGGCGCGGUUUCUCGCGACAUAAACUUUGAUCCGCGUGAGUUUGUAACAAUAAAGCCACUUCCAAGUCCCAGGCCCUCGGGAGAAAAGUUACAAGCGCGGAGCAAGACCGUAUAUGUCACCUGCCAUGACAAACAGGUGUUUUGGGAGAACUACCGCCGCAGACAGCGACAGCUGAACCGCCAGGGCUACUGGGCAGCGCCCUGGAGAUCCUACGAGGAAGUUGGAGAACCUUUGUAUUUGGAACCCAAACAACUGAUCCUUUCUUCGCUGGGACAGCUUGACGAGGCACUCCAAGAGACGCCCGUGUCAUCUAAGACGGGGCCUGUGAGCUCCUCCGCCAACCUCGUCUCCACAAAUGCAUUGAUGAGCUCGUCAUUUCAUGUCCCACAGACCCGAAGUAGAGAAGAUAUUGUCAACCUUAAGCAACACCUGGCACAAACAAGGAGACUCCUGCGGGCAGUCAGACAGGGCAGAGGCUACUUUCAGCUGCUGGAGAAGGAGGCGCAGGAGGCCAAGGGGCAGGAGACGCAGGGAGCCCCAGGACCUCAACCCCCCGGCCUGUCCUCGGACAGCGACACAGACUCAGAGAGCCCUGUGUCGUCUGGUCUCAGCUGGCCUCAGUCUCAGACAUCCAGCAGAGGGAGAUGCAGGACCCAAUCAGCACGCCCCUUCACCCCCAUACACCGCUCACUCAUGGCCCCGCAGCUGCACCAGGUCCCACCGGAGUCUGUGUUUCGCCAGCUGUGCUGUCUGAACUGGCUUCUGGAGGCCCUGACGCUGGGGCGCAUGGGCCGAGCUGCACCAGUCUCAUCCUGCUGGGACCCUAAGGAUCCAGGGGAAAGUAAGGCUGCCAUCAAGGCCCUGACCAAGGAGAAAGCCAUCCAGGCCAAGUGGGAGCAGUUCAUCAGUGUGCCAAAGACUCCACGCAGGCUCCCCAGCAGGCCAUCUCGCGCCUCCUCUGGCCGCUCUUACCUGCAGAAAGCGCCCAGCCAGAGUCGGACCUCCUCCUCCCUGGCCAUCACUCCCACCCUGGGCAGCCUGACGUGUCUGGCCCCUGGGGCGGAUGGGGCAGGAGGAUUUGCAGUGACCAGUGAGGAGACAGACCAGCAGAGUGUUGCAGGGUCCGACGCCGAACCCCCAGUCUCAGAGUACCUGCAGAAGCUUCUGGAAGAGGUUUACCAGAGUGUUGCCAAAGAUCUCUAUGGCCCGGGGACAAAGACUGUUGGAGACUUUGUUUGGAAAAGCAAACUAAAAUCAGCGUCUGCAAACAAUAUCACCUCUGGUAGACAAGAUCCUACUGUGGGGUUCAAGAGGGAGACUCCACGACCAAAGAGUUGCCCCGCCGGACAGCUCUCGGCCACCACGCGGUUUAUCAACAGGAAAUCCUCCAGGUUGGACGAGCUGAGGACUUCCUUUGAGGAGCGUGCAGAGGAGCUGGCCCAGACUUUCAGCGACUGUCUGGAGGCCAAGUCCAAAAAGCGCUGGGAUUCAGGGCUUCAGCGUUUGCAAGCACUCUGUAAGAGGAUGUCCUCUUUGGGUGGCGACAUCCAUCACCACAUUUCCCUGAGCAAACAUGAGGUGGAUCCAGACAAACCCUAUAGCACUCAGUGGCUGCUGGUGCUGUUGCGUAAUCUCGCUGCGGCGGCCGAGCGAAACAGGAAGUUGGCGCGGGUGCUAGAGAAGCUGCAGCGCUUUGCCGAUGAGCGCCGUCUCAGGGUGCGUCCCCAGGUCUUCCUCAAAGUCUUGGGCACCCUGCAGCCGUGGGAGCUGUGCCUGCCGGACCUGUGUGUGGCCAUAGAGGUGGUGCGGGAGCAUGCGGUGAAGAUGAGCAGGGAGGACUAUGACGCCUGGCUACUCAGAAGGACAUCUGGGCCCCGGGAGGCCAAGAGCACAGCUAAUAUCUCAUGAUCACACACACACACACUCACUCACUCACUCACACACACACACAAACAUACAAGGUACAUACAUACACCCACCCACAAAGUAUAUAGACACACACAAAUGCACACAUGCACACAAAUGGAUAGAUAUAACAGAUAGAGCCUUCCAUCUGUGAAAACUUUGUCUGUUGCACAUGAAAGCUUACAAUACGAUACGGACAAAACAAAUCAACGUCUGAAAUGGACGUAUCCAUUUCCGUACAAACAAACAGGAAACUUAAAUGAGGCACACACACACCCUGAUUUGACAUUGCAGGGCUUGUUGGGCCUAUUGUGUGUCUCCCAGGUGCUAUUGUGUGUGUCUGAGUGCUGAGUGACACACAGGUAUCUCUCCCCUUGACUAAGUUACUGAGAAACAGGUGUCCCCGCUCUAACUGUAUUCUCUGGAAGAGACCUGGACCUGUUCUGGUCCCUGAACUGAUCCUAGGUCAGCAUAUCUAUCCAACAUAGAAUUACUACAGCACCAGGGACAUUAUAUAGACAAAUUAACAAAAGUUACAUUUCUCAAAUUUAAACUGAACCUUAAAAUGAAACAUAUUCCCUGGGGAUAUCCACAGGCAGGCAGGAGGUAGAUAUUCAGCUGGAUUAGUUUGCAUGACAAGCUUUGAGGAUCAUCCUCUGACCUCUCCUUCGGCCACAUUUAUUUUCACUACACUGAAAACUCUACUCUGUCUGUUGCUAGGCAGAUUACACAGCAGCAGACUUGAACAUUGAAACUGUUGAAACUCAGUCAUACAGACAUUGAUAAAGAACUAGUUGUGAUGUUGAAUCUGUUUCGUGAUGGAGACGUAUUUAAUCACACCAAAGACUAUUGUAGUCACUAGUGAUGGAAAGGAAAAUAUGCAGCCUAUGGUAUGACGCAAUCAUGCCCACACAAUGCAUUUGUAUUGUGUUUUUAAAACAGUCCAAAACGUUUCGCAUGUCUAGAUCAGACUGCAAAAUAGGGGUCAUUAGCAGUGUACGCACAUGUGCACCUUUGUCUGCGUUUUGUUUUCAUCAUCACACUUGGGCUGCCUCAGCAGAUUUGGACUUUCUUGCAGCACUAGCUAGUAGGUGUCUUAUCCCCGAUGAUAAGCCAUCCUGGAGACGGGAGAGACGGGAGAGAGGGGAGGGGGUGGGGCGGGGGCUGCAGACUUCUGGAACCGUUGGGGUCAAAAGGCGGCCUGAUACCCAGCCUGGAUAAGUCGUUUAACCUGAUGAUGGGGGUGGCGGUGGAAAACAAAGGGGUUCCGGGUGGUUCUGCUGGGUGGAGUCUAUAAAUACCUUGAAUUCCUCUUUGUCUCUGGCAGAAGCUUGUGUGAAAUGUCUCAGAUCCCUGUCCUAAAAUUCAAUUUGUUCAGGGUAAGAAAAAUAAAUAUAUCAAAACUU